AUGGAUUCUCCACCCAAGAAAUCAUUCUCUGCAUCGUCGUCGAGUAUGCUGGCGCCGGGUUUCCGAUUCCAUCCGACGGACGAGGAGCUCGUGCGUUACUAUUUACGGCGAAAAGUCUGCGGGAAGUCCUUCCGAUUCGAUGCUAUUUCAGAUAUCGAUAUUUACAAGGCCGAACCUUGGGAUCUCCCUAGCAUGUCAAAGCUAAAGACUAGAGAUUUGGAGUGGUAUUUUUUCAGCGUACUUGACAAGAAGUAUGGGAAUGGAUCAAAGACCAACCGGGCAACUGACAAAGGAUACUGGAAGACGACAGGGAAGGACAGGGCUGUCUACCAUAAAUCAGAGAUUGUUGGCAUGAAGAAAACACUCGUUUAUCAUAGUGGCCGGGCUCCAAAGGGUCUAAGGACUAACUGGGUUAUGCAUGAGUACAGGCUCAUUGAUCUGGAGUUGGAGAGAGCUGGAAUUGUUCAGGAUGCAUUUGUACUGUGCCGAGUAUUUCAAAAGAGUGGUUCGGGGGCGAAGAAUGGUGAGAAGUAUGGGGCACCAUUUGUGGAGGAGGAGUGGGAGGAUGACGAAGUGGAAAUGGCUACCAAGGAAGAGGCUGUGGAGGAAGUGGAUUUUGGGGAUGAUGCCUAUUUGGACAGCCAUGACCUUGAGCAGAUUCUUGGAACAGACGUUACAUCGGAUGUUGCUCCCCUUCCAUUGAAUUUUUACACUGUGGAAGAUGGCAGCAAUGGAAAGGAAUUCUCGACCACAGUUGAUGCCCAAAAGCUCUUGUUGGGUGUCCCCAAACAUCAGUGUGAGCCAGAGCAACCUGAUGAUACGAGGUUAUUUGAUGGCAACCCACAAUAUUUCCCGGAUGAUCCUUCAAAGAUGGCAGGAAGUGAGGACCUUGUUUCUGAUCAAGCAUUCCUUGUUCAGAAGAGUAUAAACGAGCCAACUCAGCAAGAUACUACAUCAAGCAGACAAUUCUUCGACAGUAAUAAUGACUAUGAUGCUGAACCAUCCUCUACGAAAGAAUCUGCGAAAUUUGAAUCAGAUUUUCAGUAUCCAUUCACCAAGCGGGCAAGUCUCAUGUUGGGCAGCAUCUCUGCUCCUCCAGCAUUUGCUUCAGAGAUUUAUCCGAAAGAUACUGCUCUUCGUUUCAAUUCUGUAUCUCAAUCUUCCAGUUCAGCACAUAUUACUGCUGGCAUGAUUCAGUUACGAAAUUUAACCAUGGCUGGAAAUGGGGCAGACAAUUCAUUUGGCAAGGAUGGAAACUUCAACAUUGUUCUUUCUUUUGGUGCGUCACAAGGUUCUGAUGGUUCUGCAAGCUUGGAAUCUCGUGUUACACUUCCCGGAAAGACACUCUCAGCAAUUGCUAGGGGCUGGUUUUACUUCAUUUUCCUAUGGGCCCUAAUUUUCUGCAUGAGCUUCAAAAUCGGGACCUUUGCAUGUGCGAGUUGA
Messenger RNA from Fraxinus pennsylvanica, 1443 nucleotides. NCBI's taxonomy places the organism in Eukaryota, Viridiplantae, Streptophyta, Magnoliopsida, Lamiales, Oleaceae. The record is from the annotation of a GenBank genome assembly.